AUGCCUAGCACAAGGAGGCCGCUACUGGUACCUACUGUCACUUCUACAAUGGAAUCCACUGGCAUGGUGCUUGGAGCGUUGGCUGCUGAUACAGCAGAGGAGGAUGAAGACAGCGGCUGCCUCAGAGAAUUAUGGGGACUAGCGGUAACAACACCUGUAACUUUGUUCGAGAUAAGUGUAGAAUCGAGUGGUGGAGUAGUACUCGACAAGAUGGAUGUGUCGUCCUCGUCUGGAGUUCUAAAGCUACUCUCAGUGUCAGCCGCAGGCAGGAGACGGGGCUCAACUCACGUACUGGCCGGCCGGCUCUCCAUCAAGGGUGAAACUGAGGUUCAUUCUCGUCUCGACGACAGCGUGUUCAUUCCACCAGAUGAGAUUUUCUUGAUGCAGAACAUCUUACAUAAUGGGGUCCGAUCUCCCCUUCUUCAGUACGACUGGGCAGACCGUUGCUUUGUCACCACUGCAAGAAGGACUCCCAUCUAUCCCCGAGGCGGCACCUGGGUUCGUGCAGAAGGAUCCAACCCGCAGAUCGUCGCCCAUCAACAGCUCGUCAGCUAUUACCAGAGACACCCACCCGCUCACCCAGAAGACGUAUUCACCAUCCUACGGAUCGACGUCGAACCUACACAAACAGCAGAAAGUGUGCAGUCACCCAUCAAUGAACAACCACUCGAACUCCCUGAAGUUCAGUACGUCCCCAUCGAGAUCCUAGACAUCGAACUACCACCAGCUCCACCCGCACCAACCAACACACCGGUUAAAGUCCCUAUGGCAACAUUCACUCAAGAAGACAUCGAUCAGCGCAUCACUGUCGCUCUCGCAGCAUACCAAUCCCAACAGUCAACUGCCAACCGACCCCUUCGCCUUGACAUCCCCGCUCCCGAACCCUUCAGCGGAAAGGCAGAGGACCUCAGACGCUUCGUCCAAUGCAUCCUCUCCUACUUCGUCGCCACCAACAACACCCGACUCAGCGAUGAAGCAAAGAUUGCCUUCACUGUAGCGCUGAUGAGGAAGGAUCUGGGGAAAACAUGGGCGGAUGCGUACUACAAGAAGUCGACAGGAGGAGUCCAGGUCUAUUCCACUUGGGCAGACUUCGUCACCGCCCUGGAAGAGGCGUUCCCUGAGCACAGAAUGCGAAUCAAGGCACAUCAAAUCCUGAUGAAACUGCCUGAACGACAGAAGGAUAGGAAGUCGGCGCUCUCCCUCGGUAACUACGUCACCCGCUUCAAGCAGCUAGCAUCAAAGGCUCAGCUCAAGGACGCCGAGGUCAAUGGCACCAACCGUGUCGAGAACGACUACCACACUCUCCAUGCCAACUUCGUCAAAGGACUCCCGAAGGAGCUGUAUUUUGCGCUCGCAACAAGGGUCACUAGGGAUCGACCCAACACCAUGAAGGCCUGGUACGACGAAGUAUGA
Postia placenta MAD-698-R-SB12 is the source of this 1413-nucleotide messenger RNA. RefSeq lists its product as hypothetical. NCBI's taxonomy places the organism in Eukaryota, Fungi, Basidiomycota, Agaricomycetes, Polyporales, Adustoporiaceae. The record is from RefSeq and is a predicted model, not a curated record. The coding region runs from base 1 to 1413 and encodes 470 amino acids. The transcript has 4 exons.